Messenger RNA from Striga hermonthica, 480 nucleotides. NCBI's taxonomy places the organism in Eukaryota, Viridiplantae, Streptophyta, Magnoliopsida, Lamiales, Orobanchaceae. The record is from the annotation of a GenBank genome assembly.
AUGUCGAAUAAUUCAUUUUGGACAGUUUUCAACUUCACGACCAACUUUCACGACGUGGCCCGAGUGUCCCGAGACGCGUACAAUCGCUGCUCGGUAAAUGCCAUCAUCGGUAGCCCUAUCACGACUGGCCCCGCUAACAUCACCCUCAGUUCCACUGGCAACCAAUACUACAUCUGCACCUUUGGAACCCACUGCGCGCAAGGAGGACAGCGGCUCAGCAUCAAUGUCGUCAGCAACUCCGCCAGCCGAGGCGCCAGCCCGCCAGCCGCCAGUCCGCCGGCGGCCGCCCCUCCCCCCGCCGCCACCCCACCGGCGGCCGCGCCCCCGACCACGACGCCAGGAGACAGUCCUUCUGCCCUUCCCGCCGCCCCAUCGGCGCAGCCGCCGGCGACCCCCGGUCAGCUGGGUUCCGGCGCCGGUUCGUUGGCCAGAAGUUUCUUGUUUGUUUUGGCGUCUGUCGGAGUGUAUCUGGUUGUCUAA